Periophthalmus magnuspinnatus is the source of this 2131-nucleotide messenger RNA. It is a transcript of the gene pex16, whose product is annotated as peroxisomal biogenesis factor 16. Bases 88 to 1125 code for a protein of 345 amino acids. Gene Ontology annotation, biological process: peroxisome organization. The transcript has 11 exons. NCBI's taxonomy places the organism in Eukaryota, Metazoa, Chordata, Actinopteri, Gobiiformes, Gobiidae. Gene Ontology annotation, cellular component: peroxisomal membrane. The record is from RefSeq and is a predicted model, not a curated record.
ACAAAUCGAAACUGUCAACAAACCCACUACAGACUGGUUUAUUUCAGACAAAACACGAAGCAAAGGUGUAUUAUAAAGCUUUAAUAAAUGUCGGAUAUAAUGGCGAAUGUUAAAGAGUAUUUAGACAAAGUGACCCAGCUUUAUGAGCGCUAUAUCGAGUAUGUGCGGAAAAACCCAGCGGCAACUGCGCAGCUGGAGAGCACAGUGCGGACUCUGUCAUACCUCAUAGCAGGGCGGUUCACAGACUCACAUGAACUUUCUGAACUCGUGUACUCUGCCUCCAAUCUCCUGGUUUUGUUCAAUGACAGUAUUCUGAGAAAAAGACUGAGAAGUGCCUUCCCUGUGUGUCUAUCGCAGCAGAGGCUCCGGACUUGGCUCUCAGUGCUGGAGUCUGUGGAGGUGUUUCUGGAGAUUGGAGCCUGUAAAGUCGGGGGAGAGGUCGGGCGCUGGGUCAUCAUUGGACUCAUCCAGAUCGUGAAGGCAGUUUUCCGGCUUAUUCUCCUCCUGUGGUACAAAUCAGGCAUCGGGACUUCACCUCCCCUAAUCCCCCUGGACAGGAACACAGACUUUGGAACAGAAGAUGGCGUUAGUGCAGAGCAGCAGGACGACGCCUUUGUGGGUCAAAGAUCAGGACGAGUGAUUCGACCAAUGGGUUCUGGUCCAUCGUUGCAGUCCAGGAUUUGGGGUCCUCCUCAGACCAAGUCCAGAGUUCGGUCCCCAGAGGAACAGCUGCAGAUCAGAUCCACAGACCUGAACUUAAGCCAAAUCACAGCUGAGGCAGUCUACAUCACAAGACCUCUGGUGCACUUGCUGAGUCUCGGUGUUUGUGGGAAAAAAUCGUGGAAACCUUGGCUCUUGUCUGCAAUCCUGGAACUCUCCAGUUUUGCAGUUUUGAAUGACACAAAGUUCCAGACCCGCUGGGAGCGAGCAGAAAUGAGGAGGAGAGGGUUCUUGUUGCUGUAUUAUCUCCUGAGGUCUCCCUUCUAUGACAGAUACUCUGAAGAGAAGAUCUUGUUUUUGCUCAAACUCCUUUCAGACUAUAUUCCUGGAGUGGGGCUUGUGGCUCGCCCACUCAUGGACUACCUUCCCACUUGGCAGAAAAUCUACUUCUACAACUGGGGUUAAAUCUUCAAUUUCUGUGAUCAAGAAAAACUGUCUUUUAAAGGGCCAAUAUUAGGUUAUAAUGUUGUUUCCUCAUCACAAACAUACUUGCAGUUGUGUUUUGUUUCAUUCACACAUGUUUAACACAGAUCAUGCAUAUUUAGGCUGAGUUCUUCUCUCAAACAGAAAACUCUCUGUUCCACCUUGUGAUGUUAUGUGAUAAUACACAAAGUGCUCCACACACCUUCACUAGAAUCAUUUGGAUAGCUUCAGCUAUGGAAUUGCCAUUCUCUAGUGAACAAAAGUUAAAAUGAAAACUACCACUGUAUGACAUCACAAGGUGGAACAGAGCAUUUUGAGCUUUGGAGAUGUAGACAAACUAAUGAUCCUGGAUUACUCAAACAUGUGUGAAUGAAACGAAACACAACUCCAGGCAUUUUUUUGAUGAGGUAACAACAUUAUAACAUGAAAAACUCUCAAGGGUCAAUAUCAUGUAAUAUAGGACUUUAAAAGACUUAAGGUUUCAACUCAUAAUGUAAAAUAUUUGUUAAUAAUGAGUUACAAUUGCCCUGGCCAUUUUAAAGAAAGAAAAAUCACCAAAGGUGCGCUAUGUAACUUCUCUUGUUGUAGCUCAGACACAUGCUCCAUCUCCAUGGAUAACGUAUCGCUUCACCUGGAAUGUUCCACAGUGUGGCAUUAAAAUCAUUAAUUCAUUUACAGGUAUUUUUGUUGCCAAAUAUACCUUGAAAUAUCAUGCAUUCUUACUGAACAGGGCCGCCUCUCCACAGAUAUGAUGAAAGCAACUACAUCUCCUUGCAGACAAGCAGGACACUAGCAAAGUUACAUAAUGCACCUGUAGCAUUUGAAAACAUAGUUAUCAAGAUUAUAUUUAAGAUAUCAUUAAAAAUCUUGCCUAGUCUUUUCUAGUUGUGUAAUAUUGGUGUUUAUAAUAACUUUAUAAUUUUACAUUACUCGGUUGGACACAGGCAGCAGGUAUGACAGAAGUAUUACCUAGAAACCACAAUGUAAG